Molecule: messenger RNA, 6945 nt
Organism: Pomacea canaliculata
Lineage: Eukaryota; Metazoa; Mollusca; Gastropoda; Architaenioglossa; Ampullariidae
Product: tetratricopeptide repeat protein 39C-like
Exons: 14
Coding region: 116-1966 (616 amino acids)
Biological process (GO): cilium assembly
Molecular function (GO): protein binding
Source: RefSeq, a predicted model, not a curated record
UUAAAUGACAUGGCGGGUGCCUAGGUUAUGACUUAAUUGUGUGUCACGUAAGAAAUGAUAACUGGGGCGUGAAGGCAGGCCAUUGGGAUUGUUAAAAAAUUAAAAUAUAUUUCAAAUGAUGGCGCAGGGUAGUGGAAUGGAAGACUUGAACUCGGUAGAUAAUGGAGAAGGCAGCUUCGACGAGGUGGAAAUGGCUUUGACGGGUAUCAACAUGAUGUUGAAUAAUGGAUUCGAUGAGGCGUCGGCAUUGUUUGACAAGUACAGAGAAGAGAGUCCGUUGAUGCAGGCUGGCUAUAGUUUUGUGUUUUUCAUGCAAGCUCUGAUGUCAUUUGAGGAGGACAAACUUGCUACAGCACAGAAAGUUCUACAAGAAACAGAAAAAUUUUGUGAUAUAUCUGAUGGAUUUGUUAAAUCUUUCAAGCGCAAGUUUUCAAAGAAAAAGAAAGCAGAAAAUGGCAUGAGUACAGAAGAAAAGAUUCAGCGUCAGGUGAUUGUGGCAGACUCCUUGCUGUACCAGGCAAUUCUGACGUUCACCAACCAGGAUAUUCCUAGUUACAUCAAGGGAGGUUGGUUCCUCCGCCGUGCAUGGAAAAUCUAUGAAAAACUCCACAAAGAGGUGACAGGUUUGCGAGAGAAAGCAUCUUUGAAAAAAAUUGGUGGCUUUGUAGGAACAUCUGUUGACAUCAGCAAGGGUGUGACUCCUCCUGCAACAGCCAAUCCUCAGUUGUACGCAGACUCCAACCACACAGUUGUAUCUGCACUGCAGCAUACUGAAUCCAGUGAACUCCAGAUUCAGCCUACUGAUAGAUUGAAUGGUGACCUGUCAGAAGAUGCAUUGGCCAGACUACUUGGAUCUGUGAACUUUGGUUAUGGGACCUUUCAGUUGAGCAUGUCUAUGGUGCCUCCAAAGAUUUUAAAGCUCAUUGAGUUUUUGGGUUUUGAAGGGGACCGAGAAGUGGGUCUUACCUGCCUUGACUACACAAGCCGAUCACGAGACAUGAAGGCACCUUUAGCCACACUUUCACUUCUGUGGUACCAUACAGUGUUGCGACCCUUUUUUGCACUGGACGGGGCCAAUCACUUCAAUGCAGGAACACAAGAAGCAGAAGCAAUCAUCAGAGACAAAGAAUCUGCAUUCCCCAAUUCUUCGUUGUUCUUGUUUUUUAGAGGACGAAUACACAGAUUAAGGAAAGAGAAUGACAAGGCCUAUGAAAUAUAUACACGAGCAAUGGAGGAGGCUAAAGGUCAGCGGGAGAUUGAACUAAUGUGCCUUUAUGAAAUAAGCUGGUACAGUCUAAUGAAGCUAAAUUGGGAGAGAUCGCUGGAGGGCUUUAUCCGGUUGCGAAAAGAAUCCAAGUGGUCCAAGUGUUACUACACUUACUUAGUGGCAGUGUGUCUGGGCUCCCAAGGAAAAAUCAAGGAAGCUCAUGAGACUUUCCAAGAAGUGCCAGGGCUGGUCAAGCGUAAAAAUAAUCAGAUAGAAAUAUUUUCUGCUCGCAGGGCAGAGAGGUACAUCAAGGUGGAACCAACAAAAGAGCACUGUCGUCUGCUGACACUGGAGUUGAUUUUCUUGUGGCAUGCACUGCCUACCUGCUCCAAGGAUGACCUCAAACCUUUGCUAGAAGUGUGUGAGAUGCAGACAGAUCCGAGUGUAUUCCAUCUAAAGUGUUUGCUGGAAGGGACUCUCUAUAAAGAACUUGGAGAUGAAGACAUGGCCAUUCAGUGUCUGAGAGAAGCUUUGGCUCGUCACCAAGGACGGAAGGAUGAUGGACAUGUUGCAGCCUUUGCCUUAUUCGAACUGGCCUCCAUAUACAUGACUAAGCCAGAGACGCUGUCUUUAGCAAAGGAAGAGCUGCAUUUGAUUAAGAACAAUUACAAAGAUUAUGACUUUGAGAACCGUCUGAGUGUGCGUGUCAACAAUGCCUUGAAGAAGUUAAAAGGUGCAUCAGCCUCAUCGUUGCAGUAAUUCUGAUGACCCCUGAGAAGAGUAGAUGUUUAGAGACAAAGCAAAUUGUGCUUGCUGUGGUUUUUUGGAAAACCAGCGUUUGUACCCAUGUAGAUUAGGUUUUAUAAAUGCACAUAUAGACAUUGACCACUCUUGAGUGGAGAUUUAGCUAGCUGUAAAUAGUUUUCCUUUUCGUUUGGAUUACAAGACAUUAACCUGCAUGUUUUAUUUGAGGUGUCCCAUGAACUAGAUGGCGAUAUAGAACAAAUAGUUUCACCUGCACACAUCAGAGUAGUCAGUUAAUUCACGAGUCAUGUUCUUCUGAGUGCCAGUAAAAUUAUUUGGCCCAAUUGAAGGUGUUAUGAUUUUAAGAAAAUAAGAUUGUAAAUUUUUGUCCUUAAGAUUCUUUUUAUUUAUGCUUGCAUGCAUAUGUAUAUAUGUAUUUGGGUGUGGGGGUAAGGAGGUGCAUACAUGUGUGCAAGCAUGUGCAUCAUGAUCUCAAUGAAUUUAUGUUCACUAAAAUGGCUUUUGUUUAUUUCAAACAAAAUUUGCAUGUAUUCAUGUAAAACUGUAAAGGAAAUUUUAAAAAUAGAAUAUUUUCUUCAGGAGAAUUCAGGACAAUUCUUUUUGUUACAUGCGAGUGCACAUUUUUUGGUGCUUGGAUGUGUAAAUGUAUAUAUUAUUUUGUGUGGUUUUUUUUGUGGGACCAAUAUAAGCACGUCUUCAAUGAGAAAAAAAUGCUACAAUAUUUGUUUUGUAUUGUGAGGGAGAGCAAAGGCUGCAGUGUUUAAUUGAAAAUACUUGUACUGAUAUGUAAGAUAAGAAUGUAGGAUGGAGGCUGAUGCUGCAUCUUAGUAUUCUUUACAGACAGUUUAAGGGAGCUUGAAGUCUGAGCUUAAUUGAUAGAGCUUGCCUUUUACAAGUAUUUUUAGUUACAAUUUCAGGUUGCAAAAGAAAUGUUUACUUAAAACAGUUUCUAAAACACAGCUCCUUGACAUCUGUUGUUAGCUGCUAUUUUCCAUACUCUUUCAUGAAUGAAAUCAAACUGACCUGAGUUCCUGGCAUAGUCUACCCAUUUGACUGAAAAAUGUGCCAAAUGAUGCUUGGAGACUGUUAGCAGUUUUGCUGACUGGCCAGACUGACCCUGUACAGCUGCAGAAAGGCAUAGCUUAUGAGAAGGAUUAAACAGAUUUUUCUGUGGUUGCAUCUUGCCUUUGAGAAAGCAUAGUGCUCAAAAGUUUGAAUGUAAGAAAUUCAACUUACUGUUUUUCAUCAUUUAGGCUCAAUUUGUUAGUUGACUGAAGGGUUCCUUUAAGAAAUCCAUAUCCUCUCGGAAAUAUUUUGUCAAGGCAUUUCUUGUAGUAAUAUAGAUGAUGAUUGACUUUGCAGUAUUUUGCUGUCUUGACCAUGUGUACCGUUUAUCAUAUAAGGACAUUCUGGUUAGAACCAGUCUAAUGGAGUUUAGGAUCAUAAGUUGUUGCUCACUUUUUUCAGCCCGCAAGUUUUUGUAUGUAUUCCUGAUUUUGUUAAAGUGGAACUUCGUCUGAUAUCCACACCAAAGACAAUACAUCAAGCUGUUUCAGAUGACAUUGACAGGUGAGAAGAAGGAAAAAUAAAUGAUUUAGGGGUUUUAGAUGUGAUAGGAGAGACAUGCAAAUAAUAUUAUGCCUUCAUGUUUUGUAUGUGGAAAAGCCUCAAUAGUCUUGAAACUUUUCUGCAUAUUAGAGAACUGCUUAGGCAAAUCAGAUGUAUGAAGUCACUUUAUCAAAAGGUAAUAUAGUACAAGUAUAUUUAUACAUGGGAUUAACAUCUUUUGCAUAAAAUGAAAUCAUUUUACUCAAGCUUUAGUAAAAUACAUUUUUAUUCUUUGCUGUUAAAGACUGGUAUGCAAAAAUAACUUUUAAUUGAAAGUUAUGUCACAAAUAAAAGAUGAUUGUUUUAGUAAGAGAUGAGUUUGUCAUCAAGACAUUAGAAAAUGAAUAUAUUGGAGAUGCUGGCAUACAAUUUUUAAAAAAAUAUGAAUUUAUAUAAUUAAAUCAUUUUUUGACAUGGAAAACAAAUUAUUUAUCUGUAUUCAGUAUAUAAGAUAAAAAUGAAAGCAAAUGUUUGUGUCCUUGGGAACCAUGACGUUCAACAAGAGGUGACUGGAUAGAGAUUUUGAUAGCAGUUACUAUGUGAUAUAAUGCACUUCAACUUUGUCGUGACUGUUGUGUGAGUCGGAGAAUAUAACCAAAGGCUUUUAAUAUAUGAAGAGACUUCCCAUGUUCAAAUUCCCACGGAGACAAAGUUUGUCAUUGUCAUUGUUACCUGUGAAAUGUUGAAGUGUUCCUUGUUUAAACAUAUGCAAGUUACAUGCAUUGCUUUAUCACAUAUCAUUUGUUUCAACUUCCAGUUUAAAUAUUCCUUCAUCAGUUAUUAGUAGUUUGGUUCUAUGUAAAACAGGUGUAUUGAUAUUGUUGAUUAUGUGCCUGGUUAGCAAUCGGUUCCAUAUUGGCAUGAAAUUGGGUCUGUGUUCACUGUCUACCCGUAUUGAGUAAUGUUUCUUAUAACCUCCCGUUCUCACAAUCAGCAUUACCAAAGUGCUUCUAUAAAUUCUAUUUGCAUAUUUUUAAAACAAAGUACAAUGUGUUUUCAAUGAAUUAAGAUAUUCUUAAUGUUUGGUAGACUGUGAUUCUUUUGAGCUUUCUUAAAUAUGUAACUAAGUCAUUUUCUGUGUACAUUUCACAAGUGAUAUUUUUGAUGCGUGUUCCAUGACAAGUGCUGCAACUUUAUAAUCUGUAGCUAAGUUUCAGCAUGAUUUAAACCCAAGAUGUUUCAUUUUUUAAAAAAAGCUGGUGAGAUAGUUUUCUAGUUGGACUCAGUUCAUAAAGUACGUGUAGUAUGUAAGUUAAUAAAAUUCAACAUACAUUAAAACUGGGAAAAACUAAAAACAUUGUCAUUACAUAAACAUCACAGGUUUUUAUUGUAUAUAGUGAUCUAGAACUGACUUGUUGACUUGCUGUGCUAAUCACCAUAUGAUUUUUCCACAUGAAGAAUAUGGAAAUACACUUUGUUUAAAUUUUUCACAUAAUUUCCAUGACUGGAUAUAUGUCUGUCAUGGUCCUCAUCAUUGCUGACAGCUUUCAUCCAAUUCUUUAUUUAAUCAAAGAAGAGAAGUAAAUAUUCCUUGGUUAUAACAUAUUACAACAUGGAUGGAACGAGACAACAUUCUUUGUAAAAAAUAUAUACUUCAUUGAACAAUUAUUUUUCAUUAUUGCUUGUAAAUCUGUUUUAAAGCAAAAACAAUAUAAUUUUCUAUCAUGGCUUUCAAAAUUUUUGGGGUGAUACACGAAAAAUUUUGAUUGUUUAAUAUGAGAUUAAAAAUGUAUUCGUUAUUUCUUCAGAAAUGGAUAAAGUUCUGGACAUGACCAUUAGCCAUUUGUGGACCAACAGGUGUACGUUAUCUCAUGAUGUAAAAUCUGCAAGUAAACUUCUACAGUUACUAUUAAUCUGCCUUUACUAUUCACAAGUCACAGAGAACUCCUUAGAAGUCUCUCCCAGAAUCUGGUGAGGAAAGAGACUUGAGACUAUUGAAAGAUGCUAAAAAACAAAAAUUCUAUGUUGCAACAUAUUUUAUUAAAAUUGGUGUGCAUAUUUUUUGUUGAAAAUGAUGGUUAAACUAGAGCACCAGUUCCAGUUUUAACAUCGUGUGGGUUUAUGGAUUUCUAAAGUUACAUCAGUUUUUUAAACCUUUCUGGUAUUUUUCUGCAACCAGGGCCAGGCAGAAGUGAUUUAAAAGUGUGGCAUAAUUUCAUUGAUCAAUAUUUGCACACACUAAGUAACCAGUUACAUUGAGAUUGAGAUGCAAAAUUUGAACAGUAUUAUAACAAAUCUUGUUAUAAAUGUUUUCAUUUUAUUGCAGAGGCAGCCAUGAGCUUACUAGAAAAUAAUAAAUUAUUGGGCAUUGUGUAGUAUGCUCAGUUACAUACAAAUUUUCAUUUCCUUUGCAUUGCAGACUGUUUUGUGUUGGGUGAAAAUGUUCUCUACCUGAUGUGAAAUCUAUUCUGUCUUCAGAGUUCUUGUUAUGGGAAAAGGCAAACUGAAGUAUUUUUAAGAGUCACAGCUUUCAGCACAUGCUGUUAACUUAUUAUUUAUUUCAGCAAGAAUUUUGCAUGUCUUGAAAUCCCUAGUUUGUUCACCAUAAUGAAACUUUUUUGCCCCAAAUUCUGAAGAUUGUCAAAAACAUCAUGUGAUUUAUUUUUAAUGACUGGCUUAGAAGGUAGAAUAAAUUUAGCGUCUUUUUCAUGAGCUGCUUUUGCGUAUCACUAAAUUGUGACAAAUUGAUCAUUAAAAAAAAUGAUUGUUGUAAAACUUCCACAAAUGUUUGUAGAAUUGGAAGCAGUGCCUGAUUUUUUUGGCAGUUUCCUGUUUAUACAGGGAUUUGAAUUCCCUGUAAAUACCAUCCACUUCACGAUGUUCAUGUGCAAAGGGCUUCCUGAAUGUUCAAGUUGCAAGCCAUAUCUGACCUACUCGUAUUGACGAAACCCAGCAUAUAUUUUUAUGCUUAGCACUGGUUGUCAUUUUAAAAACUGACAAUUACGCCGAGUUUGAGAUUAAAUAAUUAGCUACAACUGCUGUGAAAAUGUAAGGAGGUAACUGCAAGCUGCAGUUUGUUUCCAUAUUUUAUUCUGCGUAUUUUGACUUCCAUCUCUUUGAUGCUAAUGAGAAAGGAAAUUGUUGCCCAAGAACUGGUCCGACUCAAGAGGGAUCUGUUAGUUCUUUGGUGUAGGAAAAUAGACAAGCUAGUUGGUCAGUUUCUUCUGCUAUCAGGGACUGCAAGAUAUGAACCAUUUCAACUUUUUUUUUGCCUGUUUUGAUAAUGGCUAAAGUAUGGCUUUCAGCAAUGGAAAUCCUCACAAAUGAUGAUAUGUGUUUGGUGCAGGGGUGAGUGAUGAAGGAACCAUACGUAAGUUGUGUUAGGAGGAUUUGUGUUUUUGAUACAAUAAAUUUUUUGAGCAAUC